UGAGGGGGAAAAACUGGUGAAUGGUGAUAAGAUCCACCCCCUUUGCAUGGUAGGCUCUCGUUUACAGGCAGACUAUAGAGUAUUCUGUGGUUCACUCAAGGACAAACACAUUCUGACUUGCCACAGGGAGCAUGCGAAGGAGAUUUGAUUCAGAUUGGACAAACAAAGUGACUGCGGAUUUAUCUGUUUGAAGAGUUUCCCAAAAUGGGAUUAAGAGGGAUCUCCACACAAGGCUUUGAGUCCGUCAGCCCUUCCUCCAUGAUUAAAAUUCUGUAAUUACACACCUGCCGCCACCAAGACCACCACCUGCUUUCUCCAGAUGUCCAGGAAACAUGGGUAGUGUCAGCAGUUUGAUAUCAGGCCAUAGCCUCCACAGCAAACACUGCAAAGCCUCUGAAAACAAACUCAAAAAGGGGCUUCAGUCUAAGAAAACAGGCCGUAGUUUGGAUGGCCUUCUAAAGUAUGGUUUCUCUCAGGAUCAUUGCAGCACCAACAACAACUCGAAAGUCAGCUAUCAUUCAGGCAAAAAUGAUGACUUCUUUUACAUCAAGGUUAGCAACAAGCCCCGAACUGCUAACAUUAAUACAACUGAAGACAGUCAAGGAAGAACAACUGAGACGGACAAUGAGGUGGACAGGAGAGGAGGGCCACCAGAAUUAGUUUUGCUGUCUGGAAAACUAGAAAAGAGUAUAGAGAAUGCUUUAAUUCGACCCACUGCCUUCAAACCAGUUCUUCCUCGAAGCAGCAGUUCCUCGGUGGAGACUCAUAACAACUUGAGCACUAUCCUUGGCAAGAGGAUUAGUCCUAUAGACAGGCUAAAAGAUCUUCAAGACCCCAAGCUAGAGACAAAUUCUGGUACCUUCUCUGACUCUGGAAGGAACUCUAUGUCCAGCCUGCCCACUCAUAGCAUCAGUGGCAGCAGCCAGAUGGACAACCUAAGCACUUCAACUAACCACAUGGCACGCCAUGGAGGCCUAGCCCUAAACAUGGACACAUCUCAGAUCCCACAGUGGGGUGUAGCAGGGAUGAAUGGAAACUCUGGAACCAGCUGGAUGUGUAGUGGGACUAAUGGUGGAAACAGUUGGGCCAAUGGAUUUAGUGAAACAAACAUUGAGUCGACAAAUGGCAAUAAAAGAUCCAUUGGUGUCCUAAGUGAAAGUGUGGCAGGAGCAAGAAGUCUAAACAAAGAAAUAACUGCUGCAGAACUGACAGUUUCAUCCACUGAGCCAAAGAUGGAUUUCUCAGGAAACCAAGAGCUGCUUCUGGAACAGAGAUUUACAAUUUCAGAGCAAAGCUCAACAAAACCGUCAUCUUCGGGGGGCUGUGUCCGAUCACCAAUUUCAAUGGAUGAAUCACUGAUACAGCAGCUGGAGGUGAAACUUCUAGAACGUGAAACAGAGCUGGCGGAGCUACAAACAAGCCUUGAGGAGAAGGAGACAGACACUUGUCAUCUAUUUGAGGAAAAGCAACGCUACUGUGCUGAGGAGAUGGAGGGGUUGAAACAACGCUGUUCUACAAAACUCCGUCAAGUGUCUCAGAGGGCUUUGAGAGCCCAACAGUUACUGCAGCUUCAGGUGAUACAACUUCAACAGGACAAGGAACGUCUGCAGGAGGAGGUGGACCAGCUUAAUCAUGACCGGGACACUGCAGAAAGCCGACUCCGAGUCUAUGAGAGCCAGAAACAUCUAGUACCCACUCUAGAAGAGACUCAAUGGGAGGUGUGCCAGAAGUCAGGUGAGAUUUCUCUGCUAAAGCAGCAACUUAGGGACUCCCAUGCCGAUGUUGGAAACAAACUCAGUGAGAUUGUCAGUCUCAAAGCCUCUCUGAAGGAGUCCAGAUUUAAGAUGGAAGAACUGGAAAAGAAGAUCAAGGAUUAUGAGGAAGCACUUCACCAGCGAAGCACUGAAGUUGAGGUGUCUAAGAAUGAGUUUCAAAGAAAGAAGAAUGAAGCCGACCUCCUAAGGGAGAAGGUGAACAUGCUGGAAAUGGACAUCAAGGGCAUGAAGCAGGACUUAGCAAUGGCCAGAGAGGAGCAACAGCAGCUAAUGACCAUGAGAGCCAAAGUUGAGGAACAACAGCUGCAACUGCAGAUAAGCCAAGCCCGGAUGGAGGCUUUUGGGACUGGUCAAGCUAAAUCGAAAGCCCAGGAUGGAACAAGUGCCAGUAAAACAUUAAAUCAUAAUGGAGGGACUUCAAAUUUGGAUGCCCUACAGAAGGAAGUAGAGAGACUGAGAGGGGAACUAAAGGAAGAGAAGCAAAAGAAACAUAAGAUGAUGAAUACCUUCCAGCAAGAGAGACAAACGUGGAAUAAAGAGAAAGACAAAGUAAUCAGAUAUCAAAAGCAGUUGCAGUACAAUUACCUACAGAUGUACAAAAAGAACAAGGAUCUAGAGAAGAUUCUGAGGGACCUAACGGCUGAGAUGGACAGUCGGACAGAGAUGGACAUGGACAGCCAUAGCACUGACCUGAACUUUGAAAAAAUUGUAGCCACAGAGAUAUGAGGUCAUAGAGGAUGAAUGUUUUCACAAUUAACCGAAUGGUCUUAAAUAGUGAAUGUACUAGUGGGGUGGAAUUCACAAAAUUUAAAGGGAAGAAAUGAUGUCACAUUAAAUUUUAAAAUGUCAGGAGAUGCUCGAAACUCAAGAGUAUAGCAUCACUUGUACACACCACUGAAAGCUUUUCUCCUUUUAGGUCUAGGAUGUCAGCCAUGUGCAUUCCUGAAUAAGUUUCAAUUAAAGGUGUAGUAAGCUAUUUUGUUUAUUAGAAUGACACACGCACUUGACUGAAUCUCACUGAAUUAGUGUUCCCAUAAACCAUCACAUCUGUCUCGGUGGCAGCCGUAUAUUCUGUUAACUUCAAAUAAUUGACCAAGGUCAGAUUUUUUUGUUUAGCUACUUUAGCAUUUUCUGCUUAUCAGUUAUUUUGUGCAUUCAUAGGACAGCCAGUGAAUAGGAAGGUGCCUAGGAGUGUGGCAGUUGAAUACUUGAAUAAUUGAACUUAAUUCAAGUUAAGCACCCUAUUAAGUUUCAUAAGCAGUUGACAGUUGUUGGUUGUCCUGCAAGGAUGCUAUUUUGCUACCAUUUAGAUUUGAACAACCAUGGCAACAAUGAGAUGUGCUUCUGUUUUCCUGCUGAUCUCUGGUUACAAUGGUAAGAGUAAUGGAAAGUGUGUGCAAGUCUCAUUUAGAGAUUAAUUCUGCAGAAGUUCCAGAACGGCUAACAUUGCGCACAUCACCUUUAAUCUGUGCACAUCCAACCAAAUGCUUUACCUCACACUAAUCCAAACCAUCCAGUGCUUCUUGCCUAAACCUCGAGCAGUUGUACAGUUUCACUACAGGGUGGCACAAUGAUAUGAAUGUUUUAUUUGCUGUCAUUUCUAGUUGUCUCUCUUUCUUUUCAUAUGACAUGAAUCUUUAUCACCAGUGUCUUGGCAGACAGGCUCACAGAAACUCUGUGUACAGUAAGAUGAUGUCAUGAUGAAUGCAAAUACACUGUUCACAAAAUUACAGAUACAUAUUUCAUUGUUAAUCUAAAGUAUUUCAUAUUUACUUCACAGCUUUUUAACUGAGCACUUGUACUACCAGUACUAGACUAUCAACUUUGAAGCCUAGACAUUGUGCAGUUUCCAUUGGAAGUGAAGUCACUUUCACUUGCAGAUACAGAUUUGUAUUGGACAACAAGGGUUUGUUUAAAACACAUUUGAACUACAGGAAAAGAUAAUUUUGCAAUGUAACUUAUGAUUUCAUAUAUUCCUUCUGUCAAAACCCUCAAAUCUCAGUUGUGUCCCCCCACACCUCCCUCAAACUUGUCCUGCCAGGAUUGUUCAUGUGACAUGAGAAACAAUGCCGCUGGGCUUCAUAACGUCAAACCUUGCACAAUUCUUCUAACGGUGACAUUUUACUGUUAACGGAAAAUAAGCAUGAAUGAGAUCUGAGAGAUUUGUAAGGGAAGAUUAUUGGCGAAUAAAGGCUUAAAUUUGAGUCUAUUACUCAAGUAAUGCAAGUGUAUAACUUGAGAAGACCUUGAACAUAGCUCUGGACUACUGUUGUUUUUGGGAAAAUAAUGCUUGCUUAAAAAAAACAAAAGAGUGAGUACAUUAUAGCAAAAAGCUAAAAGGAAUUGCCAAAGGAAUUGUCUUCCUGGCGGAAAAGAUCAGGUCUUAAAACUGACUGAACAACCAUUUUACUCUCCAGUAUGAGUACUGAAUUUUGAUUAGUCGUAACUUCAAAAUGCUAUCUACAAAAAGGUUUAUCUAAGCUAGAAGAAGCCUGACAGUACCAUGGUAUGUUAUAUAGAGAUGAAACAAGGUUUUUCAUUGCACAAAUUUGUUACCCAAUGUUUCAUCAUACAAAAAUUCCAAAAAAGCUGUCUUGUAAACAAUCAUCCAGAGAGCUUCUCUUGAUUCGAUAACAACAAACUGAUAAUCAUAUUAUUGAUGGCUGUGGGGUGUACGGCUGUCUCUAGAUGCAUUUGAAUGCAUGUAUGUGUUGUACAUUUCUUAUUUAUUUUAAUUAAAUAAAUUAAGAUUUUUUCUGAA
Carassius gibelio (silver crucian carp) is the source of this 4536-nucleotide messenger RNA. RefSeq names its product leucine zipper putative tumor suppressor 1. Gene Ontology annotation, cellular component: dendritic spine. The coding region runs from base 333 to 2501 and encodes 722 amino acids. Lineage: Eukaryota; Metazoa; Chordata; Actinopteri; Cypriniformes; Cyprinidae. The record is from RefSeq and is a predicted model, not a curated record. The transcript is spliced from 6 exons. Gene Ontology annotation, biological process: regulation of dendrite morphogenesis; regulation of synaptic plasticity.